This is a messenger RNA of Pyricularia oryzae 70-15, 1122 nucleotides long. RefSeq lists its product as uncharacterized. The transcript has 2 exons. Bases 257 to 547 code for a protein of 96 amino acids. The record is from RefSeq and is a predicted model, not a curated record. Lineage: Eukaryota; Fungi; Ascomycota; Sordariomycetes; Magnaporthales; Pyriculariaceae.
CCCACCACCACCAGUCUUUUACAUUUGCAAAUUCCCAUCUCAUCACAUCAAAGCAUCUUACUCCUACUCCAGCCGGACCUAACUCACUCAGGCCCCUUCUCUUACACCACCAGACAUCAUCAACUGUCUUACACCUAAUACAGACCACUCAACUGUCAUAAGCUCGAUCUUCAUCCACCACCCUAAAGACCUAGAACAAUAUCAGUCUUUGACUACACACAAGACAUUGGCACAUUACCCAAUCACAACCGCAAACAUGAGCUACCAUAGCAGCAACUAUAGUUCCGCGGGUGCAUCGUCACGAACCUCGUACAGCGACAGCAGCUACCGUGACGCUACCUCCAAGCAGCGAAGUGGUAGGAGCGAGGUUGUCGUUGUCAACACUUCCCGACGAUCGAACCCAUCGAGGUCCUCUCCCACGCCCGACUACGGCCACGUCUCGGAGAGGUACACGUACCCGGCGCACUCCUCCAGCUCAUCUCGGGGCUCUUCGGGUGGCUCAUCGUCUUCCAGGAGCUCACACACGUACUACGAGCCGAGGCGAUAAUAGACGCAUCUCGUGUGACUCUCUUUUUACUCGAGCCGACUUGAAAUAACGAAAAAAAGCAAUGCUUUUUGCGCGGUCGAACCCACGAAUCGGCCGAGAAUUUUAUCAUCAGAUGCAACCAGUCUGACAUACAUACGCCCCUACUUGCACUUUUCUCUUGUAGUGCCACAAACCCUUGGUCAAAGCGCGUUUUUUUUCUUUUUUUUUGGGUGUCUUAUUCUAGUGUAUAACGAUCAUCGGAUAUUUUAUGUUGGACAAAUGUCAUGGCUUUGAGAGUCAUCAACCGCAUGUAUUUCUCUUUAUUCUUGUUUGCAUUUACUGUUGCGCAGGUGUUGGGAGGCUAGACAUUGGGAACGGCGUUUAUAAACUAGAAAGACUGGGACAGACGACUAAACGUUUUCUAGAUGGCAUGGAAUAUAGGAUGCAUUUACGGGAUUCGUUUCCCAAUGUUUCAGACUAGAUAGAUAUGGUUGGAAAACAUAUAUUCAUUCUUCUUUUGCUUUGCUAUUGCUUAUUGUUUUCUUCUUGACUUUGUCUUUGCAGAUCGCCCGAGAAUCCCACGUGAAAAGCAGAAC